This is a messenger RNA of Plasmodium gallinaceum, 2754 nucleotides long. Its product is annotated as conserved Plasmodium protein, unknown function. The transcript has a single exon. Lineage: Eukaryota; Apicomplexa; Aconoidasida; Haemosporida; Plasmodiidae. The record is from RefSeq and is a predicted model, not a curated record. The coding region runs from base 1 to 2754 and encodes 917 amino acids.
AUGAAUAAUUUAUAUUCAAAAUUAUCAGAAAACAUGAAAAGCGAUAUUAAGAAUGAUAUAAUAAAAAAAUUGCCUUUUAAAUUUACUAAUAUUAAUUUAAUUAAUUCCGAAAACGAGGAAAAAAAAAGUGAAAUAGAAAAUUAUUAUAAUGAAGAACUAGACGAAAAUAAAUUAAAUGGAUAUAAAACUUCAAAAACAAAAUUGAAAUAUAUAAAGAAAAAAAGUGAUGAUAAAAAGUUGAAAAUUUUUAAGGAAGAAUUAAAAUUUCAUUACAAUGAAGAAGUAGACAAUUGUGAACACAGCUUAAAUUAUGAAAAUAGUGAUAAUUUUAAAAAUAAUUCAAAGAAGGAAAAUUUAGAAAAUUAUUUUAAAUUCAAUGGAAAUGCUAUAUCAAAUAUAAAAAAAAAAAAAGAUAAACCAAAUGAAAAAAAGAAAGAAAUUGUCAAUAAUGAGAAACAUGAACAAGAAAUUACAGAAGAUAAUAAUUAUGAAUACUUAAAAUAUUAUUUAAACUCUGAAAAAAUAAUUGAAAAUAUUGCAUUAAAUAAAGAUAUACAAAAAAAAAAUAAAUUAAAAUAUAAAAUAAAUAAUUUGUUAAACCUUGAAAAUUUAAAUUGUUCUUCUUCCUCUAAUUUAUCAAGUAAGUAUGAUAUAAAUUUUCAAAAUGAUAAUGAAAGUAAGAAAAAAAAUUAUGAUGAUUCUUUAUUUUCAUCUUUUAAUUUAGAAAAUAAUUCAUUUUAUAAAAAAGCAUAUAAAAAAGAAGAAAAAAAUGAAGAAAAAGAAAAAAAAAAAAAAUUUAUUUUUCUAGAAAAUCAUGAUGAUUUAAGCCAAUGUAAUGAUCUAAUUUUUUCAAAAGAAGAUAAAGAAGGAAUAAAUUUUUCAUUUAUUUCAAAUAAACAUAAAGAAGUAAACGAUGAUAAUUCCUAUAAUAAAGAUAUAAAAAAUAUCAAUGAUUUUGAUUUUCACAAAAAACUCUUGAGUUCAUAUAACGAUAAUCAAACUUCAAUAGAUCAAAGUAAUAAUUUAAGUAAUUCAGAAGAAAAACAAUGGAAUCUAUUUGAUUCAUUUAAAGAUAUUUAUAAAAAUCACAAUAAAAAAAUGAAACUUAUAGAUUAUAACAAAAUACUAAAUAAAAGUUUAUACAAAAACGUUUAUAAUGUUGACAAUAUAAAUAAUAAAAAAAAAAAAAAGAAAAAAAAGAUAAAUAUAGAAAAAGAUUUAUAUGAUAAAAAAACAUCUGAAAAUGUCAAAGAAAUUAUUAGAAAUAUAAAAAAGCGUCUAGGAUUUUUUUCAAAAGAAGAAAAUGAAAAAGGAACAGAAAAUAAUAACAUAAUGUUUAAAUUAACUAGUAGAAAUAUAAACAACGAAAAUAACAAUAAAAAAGACUCAUUCAGUUUUCACAAUAGUACAAAUUCCCCAAAUGAACAAUCAUCAAAUAUAGAAAAUAACUUCUCAUUUUCAAAAAAUAUUUUUAAUGAUUCGGAUAAUAAUAAAGAAACAAAUUUAAAAAAAAUAAAUUCUUUUUCUUUCAAUCGUUCUAUGAAUAGUAACUUACUAAAUUAUCAUAGUUUUGUUUCGGAUGAUUUUAUUUUGGCUAAUGAUAAAAAUGUUAAUUUUUCUAAUUCUAAUUUUAAUGAAAAAAAAGAAGAUACAUUUUCAGAUAAAUAUAAAAUUAAUAGUGAUGAUGAUGAUUUAUUUUCGCUUUCUACAUCAUCAACAAAGUUUAAAAGAAUGUUUCAUCAAGCGUUAAUAACAGAAAACGAAGAAAGAGACAAUAAAAUUAAAGAAAAUGAAGAAAAAUAUGGAAAAGAAAUAGAAGAAAAGGAAAAGGAAGAAAAAGAAAAAGAAGAAAAAGAAAAAGAAAAAGAAGAAAUAGAAGAAAAAAAAAAAGAAAAAGAAGAAAUAGAAAUAGAAGAAAAAGAAGAAAAAGAAAUAGAAGAAAAAGAAGAAAAAGAAAUAGAAGAAAAAGAAAUAGAAGAAAAAGAAAUAGAAGAAAAAGAAAUAGAAGAAAAAGAAGAAAAAGAAAUAGAAGAAAAAGAAAUAGAAGAAAAAGAAGAAAAAGAAAUAGAAGAAAAAGAAGAAAAAGAAAUAGAAGAAAAAGAAGACGAAAAAAAUGAAAAAGAUGAGGAAAAAGAAAAAGACGAAAAAGAAGAAAAAGAAAAAAAUAAAGAUAAAAAUAAAUAUGAAAAUGAUGAAAAUAAAAGUAGAAUGAUUCAUAUAAUUGAAGAAGUAAAUGAACAAAUUUAUUCUAAUGAUUAUAACGACAAAAAUCAAAAUAAAAUGGCUACUUCUAAUAUUAUAUACAACAAUGAAAAAGCAAAUAUAGAAAGAAAUAUUAUGCAUAAAAAUGAAAUUUUUAAAAUAGAAGAUAUAAAAGAAAAAUUAGAAGAUUGCACUUCUUUAUUAGAGGAAGACAAAAAAAAAAAAAUAAAUUCAGUAGAAAUUAAAGAUAAAAAAAAAAAUGUAAUAUGUGUAUGUGAUACUUUAGAAAAAUAUAAAAUGAAAAAUUUAAUUAGUAAAACAAAAAGUAAGAAAGAUACCAGCACUUCUGAUUAUUCAGAGUAUGAUGAAUAUUUGUCAGACUUAAAUGAAUUUAUUUGUAAUAAUAAUAUACAAAUAGAUAAUAAUUCAAUUUUAUGUGAUGAAAAUAUAAAUGUAGAAAACUUUUCUCAUAAAAUAGAUAAUUUUAUGCAGUAUAUAUUUGAAAAUCAAAUAAAGCAUCUAAAUAAUUUAAUAACUAAUAUUUUUUCAUGA